AUCUCUCUUGGGCUCAGGCAAUCCGCGCCGACGUCAAGCGUGUUCUGAAGGCUCUCGACAUCGACUACACAGAGAUCCGAGGAGGUUUCAGCUGCCGUACCGGGUCGCGAGCUGGUGGCAAGAAAGGACAAGAAACCCCGCUGAGCCCGGCGGCCACCCCUGGGCACCGCCCGCGUCUGAGCUUCGGCUUCCGACCUGAUAAAGAACGGGAGGAGAUCCGAGAGAUGGACAAGGCACCGCCAACACCCCGGACACCAGGCAAGGCCUCGGCAGAGCGCAGCGGUUCGGCUUCUGAGCUGUCAGAGCAGGAAGACCACCGCCGUGACCCGACAGGAUCGGCGCGGCGGCUCCCAGGGGAGACCACCACCCACGUUCAGCACGACAUGGGAGACAACACAGUGGUUGCAUUCGAAAUGCUUAUUGUCAAGGUGCCACUCCUGUCGCUGCACGGGCUGCAGUUCAAGAGGAUUGAGGGCAACACCUGGCAAUUCAAGAACCUGGCGGGCCACAUCCUCAAGGAGCUUCGACUUUAAUCAGUC
Messenger RNA from Microdochium trichocladiopsis, 539 nucleotides. RefSeq names its product kinase associated domain 1-domain-containing protein. Bases 225 to 533 code for a protein of 102 amino acids. Lineage: Eukaryota; Fungi; Ascomycota; Sordariomycetes; Xylariales; Microdochiaceae. The transcript has a single exon. The record is from RefSeq and is a predicted model, not a curated record.